AUGGACUACCAGGUUUGUCAAAACUAUCACCCGGAUUGUGAAGUUGCUGUCAACAAUCAGAUUAACAUGGAGCUCACUGCCUCCUAUCUUUAUCUUUCCAUGGUGUCUUUCUUUGACCAGGAUGAUGUCGCCCUCAACCAUUUCUCCCAGUUCUUCAAACAUCAGUCUGAGGAGAAGCAGGAACAUGUAGAGAAGCUGAUUAAAUUCCAGAGCCAGCGUGGAGGAUACAUACUCUUCGAAGAUGUUAAGAAACCAGAGAGGGAUGAGUGGGGCAACAGUCUACAGGCAAUGCAAGUUGCCCUGGAUCUGGAGAAGAAUGUGAACCAGAGUCUGCUGGAUCUACACCAACUUGCCACCACUGAAACUGACCCUCAUCUGUGUGACUUCCUGGAGAGACACUUUUUGGAUGAGCAGGUCAAGACCAUCAAGCAACUUGGCGACUACAUCACCAACCUGAAGCGUCUGGGAGCUCCUGAGAAUGGGAUGGGAGAGUACCUGUUUGACAAGCUCUCGCUAGGGGAAACCACUUAA
This is a messenger RNA of Carcharodon carcharias (great white shark), 531 nucleotides long. Its product is annotated as ferritin, higher subunit-like. Lineage: Eukaryota; Metazoa; Chordata; Chondrichthyes; Lamniformes; Lamnidae. Gene Ontology annotation, cellular component: cytoplasm. Bases 1 to 531 code for a protein of 176 amino acids. Gene Ontology annotation, biological process: intracellular iron ion homeostasis; iron ion transport. Gene Ontology annotation, molecular function: ferric iron binding; ferrous iron binding. The transcript has 4 exons. The record is from RefSeq and is a predicted model, not a curated record.